Molecule: messenger RNA, 534 nt
Organism: Sphaeroforma arctica JP610
Lineage: Eukaryota; Ichthyosporea; Ichthyophonida
Exons: 4
Biological process (GO): proteolysis
Molecular function (GO): dipeptidyl-peptidase activity; serine-type exopeptidase activity
Source: RefSeq, a predicted model, not a curated record
AUUAAACAAGACAUUCCGUCACUUUGUGAGACGCAUUGGAUCGCGCAGACCAUCGAUCAUUUCAACGGGAAACGCCCGCCUAGUGGCGAAGAUACCUACCAAAUGCGAUAUUUGGUGUGUGACAAACACAGGAGUGGUCCUGACGGUCCUAUUUUCUUCUACACAGGCAAUGAAGGAGAUGUUAUGCUGUACGUAAACAACUCUGGGCUGAUGUGGGAGAACGCAGAGCAGUUCGGUGCAGUGUUGGUGUUUGCGGAACACAGAUACUAUGGACAAAGCAUACCAGCACCAGCAGAGGAUAGGAGAUACCUGUCUCACGAGCAGGCACUCGCAGACUACACACAUCUCAUUGCGACAUUCAGAGAGGAACACAAUGCUCACAACGCACCCGUCAUUGCGUUCGGUGGUUCGUACGGAGGCAUGCUGAGCGCCUGGUUCAGACUGAAGUAUCCGCAUGUAGUCGACGGGUCAAUCGCCUCCAGCGCUCCCAUCGCCGGUUUUGAGAAAGACUGGGACAGAGGGUCGUACUGGAAG